UUAUUUUCAGUGCCAGAUCCAUGGUUGCCCCCCAAAACAUGACAUCAUCUUUGGACGAGACAUCCAUGAACCCUUACUUUAUAACGGUCUACAGUCUGGUGUUCCUAGUGGGUUUACUCCUCAAUGGCUUUACAUUGAAGGUCUAUCUUUGUCGAGAUUGGCCUGAGGUAUCCAACAGCUUGAUGGUCUACUUGAAGAACCUGACAGCUGCUGACUUCCUGCUCUGUCUCUGUCUGCCACUCCGCAUUACCUACUAUGCCAGCAGCUCUCCCAUCAUUCUUAGGCUGUACUGCAGCGUUGGAGCUUCUGCCUUAUUCAUUAACAUGUGUGCCAGUAUACUAUUCAUGGGGUACAUCGCUGCCAACAGGUAUCAAGGGAUCAUCCAUCCUUCAGGAACUCACAUGCUGCAGACAGUGCAAACUGCACGAAUCAUCUCUGUCAUCACCUGGGUUUUUCUCCUGGCUCCAACAGUCGUCUAUGUUAUCAUUUUUUUCAGCUCCCAGGAACCUCUGACCUUUAAUCCUAGCCGCUGCGUUCACCUGUUUACUCCAUCAGUCAGCCUGCUGUUCAGAAUUCUCCACACCUUCUCUGCAGUCAUCUUCCUCUUGGUCUUCAUAUCGCUGGUCUUCUUCUACUACAGCAUCUUCCGCAGGGUGUUGGAGGCGCAGCAGAAGCAGCUGACCUCCUCUGGCUCUGAGAAGCUGCUGAAGUAUCGCAGGAACGUGUUGGUGCUGGUCAGCGUCUUCUGUGUUUGCUUUGUCCCAUUUUACCUGGUUCAUCUUCCCUUUACAUUUCUGUGGAGCGAUGACUCCGUAGGUCCAGUAUCCUUCUACCUGAAGGAGGUGGCCACCAUGGUGUCAGUUUUCAACAUCUGCCUGGACCCUGUUGUUUACUUUUUCCUCAGCAAUACUUUUGGGGAGAAGGUGAGAGCCAAACAUCCGACUACAAACGAGGAGAAUAAGAGCAGCAAGGACAAGCUGGACAUCAUUACAUUAGGACAAGUGACUCGAACCAGUUAGUUGUGAGAACAUUUACAUUUUAUGCACAGAUUUCAAUUCGUUUUGAGUGAGAUGAAAACAGUGUCAUGGACCGAUAUCCUCAGAAACCACAAGUCAGAUAUCAAAACAGAGCUAAAGACAACACAGAAACAUUCCCACAUAGAUGGUAUUGAAGAUGCCAUGAGUGUUUAUGUUUCUAGUUUUCAGGAAUAAGCCAAAUGAUGAUUUAGCAUGAAUGAAAUUAACCAGUCUGUGGUCAAAUUCAUACGUCAUGGUUCUGGCUCUUUGACUCAUAUGAGUUACUGAUUUAGUUUUAUACAACUUAGUAUUGACUUUUUAUGUCACUGAGUAUAUUUGCGAUUUCUGGUUUAUGUUCUUAGGUUACCUUUGUGCCUUUGUCUUCAUCUAUGUGUCCUUCUCUCCCUCGCUAUGUGUGUGUCUUCCUUGCUCUCCAGCUCCUAAUUGUGUCCUAUUUUUCUGUCUCCCUCUUUUGUUCCCAUGCUUCCCCUUUUUUGUUUCCUUCCUUGUCCCCCUUCUAUGUCUUUUUAGGGCUGGUUACCGUCACUGAUUUCUAGAAUCGAUUCAAUUCCGAUCCACAAGGUCCCGAAUCGAUUCUAUCCACAAUUCAAUUCGAUUCGAUUCAGGGAAUUUUUUCCUCAGUCAGAAAUAUUUUAAUUCUGAUCACGUAUCAGUACAUUUCCUUAUUAUUAUAUCUAUAAAAAAAAAAACCUUUGAUACUUGCGACAC
Molecule: messenger RNA, 1745 nt
Organism: Oreochromis niloticus (Nile tilapia)
Lineage: Eukaryota; Metazoa; Chordata; Actinopteri; Cichliformes; Cichlidae
Product: P2Y purinoceptor 14-like
Exons: 3
Coding region: 21-1019 (332 amino acids)
Biological process (GO): G protein-coupled receptor signaling pathway
Cellular component (GO): membrane
Molecular function (GO): G protein-coupled purinergic nucleotide receptor activity
Source: RefSeq, a predicted model, not a curated record